GAAAUUUCAAAACGAGGUCAUUUUGAAAAUAUGGCCGAUGUCUAAUUUUUUAUUGCAACCUUUUUUUUUAGAACAGAAAACAAAACACCAGCGCCCUUUAUGUUCAUGGAAUAAAUACUAAGUAGUUUUAGGACCAUGUUGCUCCAAGAACCCGUGCAGGCUGCAAUCUGGGAUGCAUUAAAUAAUUUUUGUUAUGCUGAUGCAAUUUUUUUAGCAGAAAGGCUGUAUGCGGAAAUCUCCAAUAAUGACUCCCUGUACUUACUGGCUAUCUGCUAUUAUCGCUCUGGUAAACCUUACCAAGCCUACAUGCUAUUAGAAAGAAAUCUUUGUCAGACAGCUCAGUGCAAAUAUCUCAUGGCUAAAUGCUGCAUGGAUAUGAACAAAUUAGCUGAGGCUGAGAGAAUAUUGGCUGGUACGAUAUUGACUAAAAUCAAAACUCAUGAGGAGAUUGAAACAGAAUUUGGUAGUCUUGCUUGUUAUGUGUUUUCAUUACUUGGUCUUCUUUAUAGUAAAACUGAGCGUGUAUUGAAAGCUACUCAGUGCUAUCGUAGAUCUCUGGCAUUAAACCCAUUGUUAUGGAAAUCAUAUGAAAAAUUGUGUGCAUUGGGAGAAUACAUUCGACCUGAAUCAGUAUUCCAGCCACCCCCACAGCCCCCAGCCAAUGUGGGCAUUAUCUCAUCUCCUGGUAUUGAAGAAAUAGCUGACUCUUUACCAACAACUAUUACUUCCACAGAAAAUCUAUUGGCCCCUCGAAACAUUUUCCCCAAUCAAACGCCAGAAAAUCUUCAAAACCAACCAAUCAUCGACAUUGGUAAAGCACCACGCGCCAACAAACUGCUUCCUAGAGGAAAAGUAACGCCGGAGCCUAUUCUAUUCCGCAAGAGAGCUGGUCCAACAAAGUUGUUUUCCGAUUCCAGUCAGAACUCACCGAGCUUUGGUCUUCUUCCUGUGGAGAACACAUUACCAGUUUCUUUUAGUGCCACACCUACCUUUAUAUCCCCACUACCCACAGACACACAAGGUCUUGAGGUUCAGGCUCCUAUUAAAAACAGACCAGCAACAAGAAGGACACAGAUCAAGACACAAGCCCCUACCCUGAACUGGUCCAACACUUUAAAGAAAAUGAAAGAACAAGAAUCUGGAAAUGCCCCUAUACGAAGAAGUUCUAGAUUAUUUACUAAUUCCAAUUCUAAUUCAAGUGCAGUGAAAGAGAACAAUAAAAGUCAAACAACAGGAACGUAUACAGGAACAAAGGGAAUCAACAGAAGGUCAAAGAGAACUACAAAAACUCCUCAAGAACUCAAUGAGAUUAAUAAAGGUGAUUGUGAAUCUGAUACAAAACCUUCUCCAGGCAACUGUGAUUCCUUAGAACAGAUAGUUCAGAUGCAGCAACAGUCUUUAGCUGGAAUCUUGCACUUGUUAAGAAAUAUAGGUAAGGCUUACCUUGCCUUGUCACAGUACAACUGUAAAGAUGCUGUGGAGUUGUUUUCUGACCUUCCUGAACACCAGUACAACACAGGCUGGGUGCUUUGCCAAGUUGGGAAAGCAUUUUAUGAGUUGACUGAAUAUCAGAAGUCUGCCAGAGUGUUUGAAGAGGUGCGGAAGAUUGAACCCUACCACCUGGAUGGCCUGGAGCUGUACAGCACAGUGUUGUGGCACCUGCACAAAGAGGUGGAACUGUCGCUGCUGGCCCAAGAGCUGCAAGCUAUGGACAAGAAGUCUGUACAGGCCUGGUUCGUAACUGGAAACUGUUUCAGCUCACAGAAGGAACAUGAUGUGGCCAUCAAGUUUUUCCAGAGAGCCAUUCAGGUUGACCCAACAUUUGUCUAUGCCUACAGUGUGUUAGCGUUAGAGUACAUGUACCUUGAAGAGUUUGAUAAAGCCCUUACCUGCUUCAGGAAUGCCAUCCGAUUAGACCCCAGACAUUAUCAAGCAUGGUAUGGAGUUGGUAUGAUUUAUUACAAACAAGAAAACUUCGGCUUGGCAGAAGUUCACUACCGUAAAGCAUUAUGUAUCAACCCACAGAGCUCAAUACUCAUGUGUCACGUGGGGGUGGCACAGCAUGCACAACAGAAAACAGAUUUAGCCUUAAGUACAUUGAACACUGCCAUCAAAAUAGAUCCAAAGAACUCUAUCUGUAUGUUUCAUAGGGCCUCCAUUCUAUUUGCCAGUGAUAGGCACAAGGAAGCAUUGGAGGAACUCGAAACCUUAAAGCAGAUCAUUCCCAGAGAAUCCUUAGUGUACUUUUUAAUGGGCAAGGUUCAUAAGAAACUUGGAGACACACACUUGGCCAUGAUGAACUUUUCAUGGGCUAUGGACUUGGAUCCUAAAGGGUUAAACAACCAGAUCAAAGAGGCUGUGGAUAAACGUUAUGUGUCGGAAGAUGAUGACCCUCAGGCCAGGUUGGACCAAGAAAUAGCCCUAGAAGGAGGUGGGGCCAGCGCUGAUGGUGGAGACUUAGACCCAGAGGAUACUAGUCAGGAUGAAGUCUCUCAAGGGGGCGGAGGCCGGGUUGACCUGAUUGACAUGCCAGAUCUACAAGCCAUUGAAAGUGAUGAGAGUUUAUGAUACAAUGUCAGCGUAGGACUUUGAAAGUGAAGCUUGUGGGAAAGACUACAUGGCUGCUCUUGUGUCUGUGAUUUCUUUUUGGACCCAAAAUGUCACAAUGAUUCAUUGAAUCGGACAAAGUGUUUUCAUUGGUUUUGUUUUAUUUAUUGAUAUGAACCAAAUAUGAUUCAGAAUGACUUACUAAGUUCUAUCUUGAUAAAACUCUUGGUGGCUGCAAACCAAAACUACAUUUGUGUCAAUUAUUUUAUCCCCUGGCAUUACUGGUGAAUCACCAUUUUUGAGGCUAUGACUUGGUGAGAAGCAUUUUAGUGAAGACCAUUUCUAUACUUUGGCUGUAUUUGAAUUUAGAAUGGCAAAGAAAUAAAUAUAAAGGUAGAAUACAUUAGAGUUACUAUUUUGUUUUAUAGUCUUUAUAAUUAUUAACUGACUAUAAUUUGUACUAAGUUCCUGAAGUCUAUAUGUGGUGUUUUUUUUACCUGAGUGACAGUUAAUAAGACAUAGUCUCUUCAUACAUGGGAUUGGUUCAGUUGUUUGUUUGAUUAUAUUCAUUCUGUGUGCCAUUCGGACUGUUUACUUCCUACUGAGUACAUGCCAUCUGCAGCAGUGCAAAUAGCUACAUUUCUGUUGUUGUUUUGCUUUUUUUUUUUUUUUUGGCAUUCUUUAGUAUAUGCAAAUAAUAAAUUACCAGAAAACAUCAGUUAUGUUUGAUUUUCUUUACAUUUAGUUUUUAUUUUACCACUAGUUCUUGAUCAUUCUCAGUAAUGAUAUUCAAGUGACAAACCACUUGCUACAGAAUCAAACCAUGGAUUUGUCUGAGGGUGUGCAGAGAACCACUGACCUAUGCAAUGCAUUUUAUUCUGUUCUCAUCAGACUCGCAUUAUGUUUCUCUUAAAUAAUGAGCAUAAAAGUUUUUUGUGUUUUUACAAGAAAUUCUGUACAGACAUUUUUUUUUAAACACUACAUAAAAAUUUAGGUUCUAAAUAGGAUUUAUUUUAAAACGGUUGAAGAAGAUGGCUUAAAUUUUUUUUUUUUUAAAUCUCAUUAACAAUGACUAAGACAAGUCAAAAGUACAUUUCUAAUUUGUGCAUGACAUUAUUCCUAGAACAUGUCCCAUGGUCCUAUAUUUGAAGAGAGUGUUUUUUUUUACAUAUGUUAAGUGGUAUUUGUGUCCAUUUGAAACUUAAAGUAAUUUAAAAUGCCAUGAGAUUGAAACACUAGGGGCCCUACUAAAUCCAAACAAAAUUCCUUUUCACUACCCAAAAAAGAAGUACAAUUUUUAACUUUUUUAUUUUAUUUGUUUUUGUUUACUGCAGAUUCACAAGCAGGGCUUACUUUAUUAGUCAGUUGACUGAUAGAGGGUACCAGUACUAAAACAGUGUGUUGGGCAAAAAUUCCAUUUAAAAUAAGUUACCUUUGUGUGUAUAUAUUUGAAUUGAAUAGGAUCAAUUGAAAAUAGUCAAUAACUUACUAGGAUAAUUAAAGAUUGAUAAUGACUAGCCUGUUGUUAACCUGCCUUCCUCUCCCAAGUCAAGCCAGUUACUUUGCUUACCUAUUUAGGGUUCUGUUUUGUUUUACUUUUAAUAGGGUGAAAUUAAAACUAAGGUGAAUAUAGCUUCUAGGCAUAUAACUUUAUAGAGGCUAGUGUUCAUUCUGCAAAGUUCUUUAUUUCCUGUUUACAGUUACAGUUGUUAAAGCACACCUUGCUUGUCAUGGUUGUUAAGUGAGUUGCAUUGUGAAAUAUUUGGGUAGGCUUACUGAUAGAUGUGGUGGCUUCAUUUUCAUUGAUUAGGAAAGACAGAGCAGACAAGAGAACAGAAUGAUUGUAUUUAGCUGGGUUAUUGUUCAGUAUUGUUUCAUAUUUCAGUCAUUUCUACUGCAAUUACUCUGGCAUUGUUGGCACUGGGAAGAUAUUCUUUUACUCAAAGAAGAAACUUGAAUCCAAAACAAAUUUGCUGGGAAAUCUUUCUGAGGUACAGCCAUGUGUUUUUGCAAAGAAAUAUAGUUGCCAAAUAAAUAUAAAACUCUUUUUUUUUUUUUUUUUUUGUAUGUUGAGGAAUAAUUUUUAACAUUAUAGUAGUAUGUUGAUGAUGCCUUGCCCUUUUAUGGAGAACUGGUCUAGAUAGGUGUUUUUAGUGUUAAAGACACAAGUUAUUUCAAUGCAAUUUUAUGAGGCUAAAUAUUGCUCUCAUUAUGAUUAAAAGGGCAACACUUCUGUUGUUUUUUUUUUAAAUCAGUGGUUUGGCUUGAAAUCAAUGUGUUAUGCUUAUAAAUAGUAGCCAGUGAAUGGCUGUGCAAAACCAUUUCUUUCUGUUUGUAGCCCAUUCUUUGUUGAAAUGAAUGCAUCUAAUUUAUUUGCUUUCUGUGUAAAUCUGAAGUUUAUUUUGCUACAGCCUAAGAAAAAAGGGUGAGUAAAUCUUGUACUGUAGUAUGGCUCAAUGUGAUGUUAACUGCUUUGUGUGUUUUUAUUCAGUCAGAAUGUUGUCUCUGAAUAUAUACAUUUAUAUAAUUACAAGGAAAAAGUGUGUGGUCUAGAAUAGGGGAUGAAAGGUGCAUAAAGUAUUACUAUUUUCUAAAUGUGUUUUUCAAUUGUAUUAUACAGUUUGUAUUUUCAAUGUAUGUAGAGUAUAUUGAUAGUAUAUUGAUCUUGACAUGACACAUUUCAAUUAAAACUUUUCAACUUUAAAA
Biomphalaria glabrata is the source of this 5253-nucleotide messenger RNA. Its product is annotated as cell division cycle protein 27 homolog. The transcript has 20 exons. Gene Ontology annotation, biological process: cell division. The record is from RefSeq and is a predicted model, not a curated record. The coding region runs from base 136 to 2568 and encodes 810 amino acids. Gene Ontology annotation, molecular function: protein binding. NCBI's taxonomy places the organism in Eukaryota, Metazoa, Mollusca, Gastropoda, Planorbidae.